Mustela erminea (ermine) is the source of this 417-nucleotide messenger RNA. RefSeq names its product cytochrome c oxidase subunit NDUFA4-like. The record is from RefSeq and is a predicted model, not a curated record. Bases 1 to 216 code for a protein of 71 amino acids. The transcript has a single exon. NCBI's taxonomy places the organism in Eukaryota, Metazoa, Chordata, Mammalia, Carnivora, Mustelidae.
AUGUUACACCAGAUCCUUGGUCAGACCAAAAAACAUCAGAGCUUGAUCCCCCUCUUCAUAAUUAUUGGGGCAGGAGGUACUGGAACAUUGCUGUAUGUCUUGUACCUGGCAUUGUUCAAGGCAGAUGUCAGUUGGGAUAGGAAGAAUAACCCAGAACCCUGGAACAAACUGGGUCCCAGUGCUCAAUUUAAGUUCUCCUCAGUGAGUGUAGAUUAAAGCAAAGCGAAGAACAAAGGUCCAGACUUCUAAAUGGAAUGUUUCACUAUAAGGCUGCUUGAAAUGAAGGUCUUCCGGAAGCCAUCUGCACAAUUUUCCAUUUAUCCAGGAACUAUUUCCCCUCUAAAUGUACAAAAUCAUGUUGGUGUAUUGUGUUGGGGUUUACACUGAUUAAGAAAUAUUUGAAACUUGAAAAAAAUU